Molecule: messenger RNA, 1156 nt
Organism: Trichosurus vulpecula (common brushtail)
Lineage: Eukaryota; Metazoa; Chordata; Mammalia; Diprotodontia; Phalangeridae
Product: adenosine deaminase domain-containing protein 1-like
Exons: 5
Coding region: 137-748 (203 amino acids)
Biological process (GO): adenosine to inosine editing; RNA processing
Cellular component (GO): cytoplasm; nucleolus
Molecular function (GO): double-stranded RNA adenosine deaminase activity; tRNA-specific adenosine deaminase activity; double-stranded RNA binding
Source: RefSeq, a predicted model, not a curated record
GUGAGGCGGUUGGUGAUUGGGCGAGCCAGCGCGAGAGCGGCCUGGUCCCGCAGGAGGCGCCAGGCUAUUUGAAAGACGCGGCCUCGCGCUGCUGGAGCUUCCUUCGACCCACCUUCCACCCUGGUCCCGGGCCGCGAUGGAGGCGGCCACUGAAGCGACAACGCAGGCGGAGGAGGUGGCGGCAGCGGCGGCCCAGAGGCCCAAGAAAAUAUCUGGUAACAAUGAUUGGUUUCAGAGUUCCCGGGUUCCUAGCUUUGCUCAGAUGUUGAAAAAGAACUUGCCACUUCAACCUUCUUCAACAGCAGUGAAUCCUCCUCCAGUAUAUUCAUCAUCAGAAGAUUAUAGUGUGUCAAAUUUAGCUUCUAAGGUUACACAAGUCACAGGUAACUUUCCAGAACCACUGCUUUCCAAAGUAGUCCUGCCUAAUCCAAAUACUGCCCUUCCUCCAAAGAAGAUUCCCAAGGAAUUCAUUAUGAAGUACAAACGUGGAGAGAUCAAUCCAGUGUCAGCUCUCCAUCAGUUUGCACAAAUGCAGCGUGUGCAACUUGACAUUAAGGAAACUGUAACAACAGGUAAUGUUAUGGGUCCUUAUUUUGCCUUCUGUGCUGUGGUGGAUGGUAUUCAAUAUAAAACUGGACUGGGACAAAAUAAAAAGGAAUCUAGAUCCAAUGCAGCCAAGCUAGCCCUUGAUGAGCUUUUGCAGUUGAAUGAUCCUGAACCAAGGAAUGUGGAAACCUCAGCUCUCUAGGCUUGGCCAUUUUGGCCUCAAGGCCUUAAUGAAACCUCCUAGACAGAGCUCCCAAAAUGACUAUGUUUUCUCCUCCCUGAGUGAUUCCAUAUUUACCUGGCCAAUCUUGUCCUGAUUCUCCAAAAUGGUGACACCAUGAACUAUGAGGAACAACACCAGAGAACUAGAAAUUGUAGAGAAGCAACCAGAAAACUUUGGCAGUAAGAUGCACCAAAAACUGUGUGGGGGAAAAUAAAACCCCACUUAAAUUAGCUUCAAAGUAGGCCUAACUGUUGUCUCCCCUCAAAGACUUGCUGUAAUAAAUGAACAUUCACUUGUAUUACUUUUUUGUAUUUUCAUGUAUAUGUAGAUAUUUUUAUGAUUAAUAAACUGCAAAUUAUAUAAACUAUUAAUAAACUAAAAAUUAUU